Molecule: messenger RNA, 1177 nt
Organism: Brachypodium distachyon (stiff brome)
Lineage: Eukaryota; Viridiplantae; Streptophyta; Magnoliopsida; Poales; Poaceae
Product: B3 domain-containing protein Os03g0184500
Exons: 6
Coding region: 207-914 (235 amino acids)
Molecular function (GO): DNA binding
Source: RefSeq, a predicted model, not a curated record
AAACACGGUGGCAAUUGCUUUCUCCUCGAAAGCUUACCAUUCUGGCUGGCAUUCUCCCCCGUGGGGUCUCCAACGGUCGAUUUCCUACCUUGAAAACCCCUCCCCUCCCUGGCCUCUAAACCCUUCCUUCCAGCUUCGCCACUCGCUUCCUCGUCUCCAAGAAAGGAAACCAAUCCCUCGCGCCUGCUGCUCCACGGCUCAAGACCAUGGCGAUCGAGAAGGGGAUAUCGCCGUACGAGGCGGCGCGGGAGAGGAAGGUGCAGGAGAACAAGCGCAAGAUGGAGGCGCUCAACCUGCACCACCUCUCCGCCGCCGUCGCCCACGCCCCCAAGACCCCCUCCCCCAUGAAGCAGAAGAGGCGCAGGAUCAUCCAGGCGGCGGUCGUGGCUCCCUCCCCUCCGAGGAGGUCACGUCGGCUGGCCCACCUCCCUGAGGUCAAGUAUGCAGAGGUAGCACCAGAAAGCGAGAGAAUGAAGAGGUGGUCUCCUAGAAAGCCAACUGAAAUUAUGUGCUGGGGAAGUGGUGGAUCAAUUUCCAUGGAAGCCAGAUUGGAGGCAGCAAGAAAAGCAGAGGAGUUGGAAUCAGAACUUGACCCUGAAUUUCCAUCCUUUGUGAAACGGAUGUUACAUUCACAUGUGGUGCGAGGGUUCUGGUUGGGUCUGCCUAGCCAUUUCUGUGACUCAUACCUGCCAAAACAAGAUUCCACUAUCACUUUGGUGGAUGAGAAAGAUGAAGAAUUCGAGACAAAUUACCUUGCCUACAAGAAGGGGCUAAGUGGUGGCUGGGCUGGCUUUGCUUUGAGCCACGGAAUUCUGGAUGGAGACUCGACGGUUUUUCAGUUGAUUAAGCCUACAACCUUCAAGGUGCAUAUAAUCCGAGCAACCGUGGAUAAUGACAACAAGGAAUCGGAGUGAGAACGCAGUGCAUCAUCACUUCAAAGUACUAACCUAUCAGUAGAUGGCUUGUAGGAUAUGGCUAUGGUUUAAGCUCUAUCUAUCGGGAUUGCCUGCGCAGUUAUGCAUUUUGUUGGUGUCUGCCCACCAGUCUUAGAUGGGUGUAAUUAUCUAUCACGAUUUCCUGUGGAAGUUAUGUAGGAGUAAUAUGUUUGUGUCCACCUGUACUGUUAACGAGACCACAGAGUUUCAGGACUCUAAUCAGUUAAUUCGUUUUCUGGCUA